CUACAGCCAGCAAGCUGGAUGUCUCCAUGCCAGCGGUGGUCGAAGUGGAGAGCGGGGGCAUGGCCAGGAUCGAGUGCAACUUCUACAUCCCUGGAAACGGUUCCUACACCUACAUCAACUGGUUCUAUGUGAAUCGACCGCAACAACUGGGUGAAGCUGUGCCACAUCACGGCAGCGAGGUCCUGGAGGAGAACACAGACUACAAGGGGCGGCUGUCAGUGGGGGAGGACAAGGCCCUCUCCAUCAGCAGGGUGACGGUGCAGGACACCAGGACCUUCGUGUGCCAGGUCGGGGCAGGCAGCCAUGGCGUGGGCGAGAACCGCACUGAGCUCCAUGUCUACAAGGUCCCCGAGGCCCCUGAGAUCACGGCCAACCCAGGAGGCAUCUCCGUGCAGAGCAGUGACAUCCCGCAGAUUGCUCAGUGCGUGAGCAGGAACAGCUUCCCACCCCCCAACAUCACGUGGCACAAGAAUGGGGAGCAGCUGCAGUCGGAGGAGAAGAUGGUGAAGAUCCUGGCCACGCUGACCCGUGAGUCGAGUGGGCUGUACACGGUGAGCAGCACCCUCUUCGCCCACGUCACCCGGGAGGACCGCAACUCCUUCUACCACUGCACCGUGCACUACUGGCUGCGGGGACAGAGGCGUGCUGUGGAGUCACGGCGAGUCAAUGUCACAGUCUUCUACCCCGCACAGCACGUGAAGCUGCAGGUCAUGCCGUCCUCGGCACUGGUGAAGGAAGGGGAUGAUGUGAAGCUGGUCUGCGAGGCCGAUGGGAACCCAGCACCCGUCUUCAGCUUCUAUAAGAGAGAGUUGGAGGACAGCUGGCAGGACCUGUCAUCACUGGCAGACACCAACAGUGGGGUGCUGAACCUGCACGAUGUGAAUAAGAGCAGCAGUGGUCUAUACAGAUGCCAGACCCUGGACUUGGAUGAUAUGAGACAGCUAGAGAAGGAUGUGGAGCUUGUUGUGAACUACAUUGAAGGGGUCCGUGUGAAGAUGGAGCCGUCCUCACCCCUUCAGGAAGGGGAUAGUGUGAGGCUGAGCUGCGAUGCGCACAGCCCCGUGGCUCUGGACUACCAGUGGAGGGAUGAGAAGGGCAGGAAGGUCGCAGAAGGGAACCAGCUUGUCCUGAGCAACCUUACCUUCGAAACCUCCAGCAACUUCAGCUGCAAGGUGAUUGCACGAAGUGUGCCGGGGCUGGAACAGAGCAAGCAGGUGGCCGUGGCCGUUCAGGGGAAGCCGCGGAUAGUUGCCAUCAGCUCCCCGCUGUACGUGCGGCAGGACGAGGUGGUGAACCUGACGUGCAAGGCCAUUGCCUUCCCCAGGCCCUCUGUCCACUGGAAUAUCAACGGGACGGCUCAUGAGUACGUUGAAGAUCAGCACGUCGCCAGCAACCUGACAGUGCGCGUGAACCACGACCUCCUGCGGGCGGGAGCCAUGUGCAGGGUCUCCAACGCACUGGGUGUCAGUGAGAAGCACAUCCAGCUGCUGGAUCAAAAGACACCAGAGAGCAAAGGGGUGAUCAUUGUGGCGAUCAUUGUCUGCGUUCUGGUGGUGGCUGUGCUGGGGUCUGUCAUCUACUUCCUGCACAAGAAAGGCAAGAUCCCGUGUGGCCGCGCUGGGAAACAGGACAUCACAAAGCCAGAGGCACGUAAAGACAAGAUUGUAGUUGAAGUUAAGUCAGAUAAACUUUCCGAAGAGGCGGGGCUCCUGCAGGGUGCCAACGGUGAGAAGAGACCUGCCGCUGACCAGGGAGGACACAGCGUU
Messenger RNA from Phaethon lepturus (White-tailed tropicbird), 1766 nucleotides. It is a transcript of the gene MCAM, whose product is annotated as melanoma cell adhesion molecule. NCBI's taxonomy places the organism in Eukaryota, Metazoa, Chordata, Aves, Phaethontiformes, Phaethontidae. The record is from RefSeq and is a predicted model, not a curated record. Gene Ontology annotation, biological process: angiogenesis. Gene Ontology annotation, cellular component: plasma membrane.